Molecule: messenger RNA, 5472 nt
Organism: Scleropages formosus (Asian bonytongue)
Lineage: Eukaryota; Metazoa; Chordata; Actinopteri; Osteoglossiformes; Osteoglossidae
Gene: ppp1r13ba
Product: protein phosphatase 1, regulatory subunit 13Ba
Exons: 18
Coding region: 978-4331 (1117 amino acids)
Biological process (GO): regulation of apoptotic process
Cellular component (GO): nucleus
Molecular function (GO): p53 binding
Source: RefSeq, a predicted model, not a curated record
UUGGGGUUGCGCACUCCCGCUACUCGGUGACGGUGGUACGACCCUCGACGUCCACGUGCUUCACGUAAACGCGUGACGUCAUUCCCCGGUUUCACCGAAGGCGGUGAUGUGGACGUUCGAAGAGCGUAGUACAGUACACAUUUUUUUGUAUUCAUACGCCUUUCAGUGGUAAAAUACUAUUUCCAGAUAUUCUACCGCUGCCUCACUCUCUCUCUCUCUAUUGUACUAUUUGUUAACUAUUGACCUGUAGAUAAAUACGGUCUGCGUUUCUGGUGCACAACGAUUGACAUGAUACUGUGUUAGUGCUGCUGGAGGCAGCCGAGAACUCGUUUUGCGUAGCGAAGCACUGCCUUGUAUUGUGUGGUGAGGAGCUAGCUGCGUACCUGCGAUCUUCUUGUUCCACUUUUUGUGCACUGUGUGUGUCUGAACUUUCCUUAUCUAGCUAGGUGAAGUGCUGUAUUUUAUUACUGUGAAGUGCAGUGCUCCCUCAGUCCGACAGCGACUGUUUCUCCUUGUUGAGAAGCUCGCUGCGUGGCCAGCCGUUCCACUCUUAGCAUAAAUGGUAGAAGCUGCUUUGUCGCGCUCAUCGCGGCGUUCCGCGCGGCUCCCCUCCGCUUCCGUCCCAGCAGCUCGCACCGUGUGAUCAUCGAAGCGCUCGUUUCCAGCGCGUUACUCGCUAACCGAGCUGCUUACGCAGCUGACUGUUAAGGUCCGCCGGGUGGACCCAGCAGCAGAAGCGAUGUUUUUCCGGGGACUAGGCGGCGGGACGUGCCGGCCGUGACCCACAUCCGUCGGCCCGGCGGCGCAGCUAGUCGGAGCACCGCAGCGAGGCCGCUCCCCGCCGGAGCUCGGCUUGUCCCGCCUUCCCGCAGGGCCACACCGGGAAGGAGCAGCCCGAGAGCCCCGCAGUCGUCCUUCGUCUUCGGACGCUUCCGUCCUCUGACGGCCCACUCACUGGUUCUGAUCGGCUCGGAAUCAUGAUGCCGAUGAUCCUGACCGUGUACCUGAGUGACAGCGAGCAGGCUGUGACCGAGGUUCCCAUUACACCUGAGACGACGUGCCGAGAUGUGGUGGAGUUCUGCAAGGAAGCGGGAGAGACCGGCUGCCACCUGGCCGAAGUGUGGCGGGGCAACGAGAGAGCCAUCCCUUUUGACCAUAUGAUGUAUGAACAUCUGCAGAAGUGGGGGCCCCGGAAGCAAGAGGUGAAAUUCUUCCUGCGACAUGAGGACACGCCCACAGAGAGUAGUGACCAGGGGAACCAGCCAGGCCAGGACCUGUCCAGCCGCAAGAGUGGGAGCAACCCGGAGAAGCACUCUGAGAACGGGGUGGGGAACCCCCGUGUGGAGCUGACCCUUUCAGAGCUGCAGGAGAUGGCCACCCGGCAGCAGCAGCAGAUUGAAGCUCAGCAGCAGAUGUUGGUCGCCAAGGAGCAGCGACUACGGUACCUGAAGCAGCAGGAACGUCGUCAGCAGCAGUCCCAAUCGGAAAGUGACAAGCUGCAACGGCUGAAGGAGCGUGUGGAUAGCCAGGAGGCCAAGCUGAGGAAGAUCCGUGCCAUGAGGGGCCAGGUUGACUACAGCAAGGCCAUCAAUGGCAACCUGUCAGCAGAGAUAGAACACAUCAACAGCAUCUUCCAGGAGAAGCAGCAGGAGCUGCAGUCUGCUGUGCUGAAGGUGGAGCAGCUGACACAGCAGCUGGAGGAACUGCGACGGGGCAAGCUGAAUGGCCUGCAAGCGCUGGGUGGCCAAGUUACCGGCUCAGCUGCCCUAGAGCUACGCAGGCUGUAUCAGGAACUGCAGAUCCGCAACAAGUUGAACCAGGAGCAAAACAGCAAGCUGCAACAGCAGAAGGACAUGCUCAACAAGCGCAACCUGGAAGUGUCGCUCAUGGACAAGCGCAUUGCUGAGCUGCGUGAGCGCCUCUAUAAGAAGAAAGCCGAGGUACCUCAGAAAGAGAACGUCACUCUGAACAGGAUAAAUGGUCCACCCUCCCCCCAGCUGGCCCCUGGGAGCUCAGGCCGGGUGGCUGCUGUUGGACCCUAUAUACAGGUUCCUGUGCCAGGCCGUCAAGAUGGGGGAUACACCAUGCCUCCAGACCCUCUGAAACCACAGUCACUUGGUGUGGCUGCAACUGUCAACCAUGCCCGUUCCAAAUCAGGGGCAGAGACAGAGGGCCACUCUGGGAGAAGGCCCCCCGGCCCGUGGAAGGUCUCUGAUUUAGACAUCAUAGUGGACCCCCUGUUGGCGUCACCACCUGAGCAAAGACCAGGCCCUGGGGUUCCCUUGGGGUCUGAAAGUGCGUCCCCCAAUGAUGCCAACUGGCCCACACUCAGCAAGGGCAGCUCUGCUCUCAGGCCCCCUGAAUGGAAGGACUCCAGCCUAGAAGCAGGUACAGCUACUGCAGCUGACAAGACCCUGGACUCCAGUAAGGUGACUGGGUCAGUACAAACCCUGCCCAAGUCGCUGCCACCCAGCUAUGGUACCUACCCUAGUGCAGGGCUUUUGUCCUCAGUUGGUUCCACCAGUUCCCUGGAACGCCGAAAGGACACCCCUCCCCGGGUUGUCUCUGGCAGUCAAACCUGGCAGAGGGGGGGGCCUGCUGCUGGUUCCUCCUCCCAGCAGAUCCAGCAGCGCAUCUCAGUCCCUCCCAGCCCUACUUUCCAGCCCAGUUCACCGCUCUUUCCUCCUGGGGAGAGACCGGACCCCCCGCUGGCAGCGGCUGUACGACCCUUUGUGCCAGACAAGAGCUCCCGACCACAGUCCCCUCGGAAGGGCCCGCCCACUAUGAAUUCCAGCUCAAUUUACCAUAUGUACCUACAGCAGGCUGCACCCAAGAACUAUGGACUGGGCAGCAAGCCGGCCGUCAAAGCAGUGUAUGGAAAGCCAGUCCUGCCGUCCAGCUCCACAUCACCAUCCCCAUUACCCUUCCUGCAGGGGGUAUCAACAGGCCAGGCUGGGGGCGAGGAUACAGUUGAUCGUGAUGGGGAUGCAGAGAGCAGUACCCCAGGGCCUGGGGAAGCCCCUCCCACACCAGGUGUGGAGAAUCUUCCCCGCCCACUGAGCCCCACUAAACUGACCCCUGUGGCACACUCUCCUCUGCGCUACCAGAGCGAUGGUGAACUAGAGGCCCUUCGCAAGCGGUUGGCUAAUGCUCCACGUCCACUUAAGAAGCGCAGUUCCAUCACAGAGCCAGAGGGCCCUAGUGGGCCAAACAUCCAAAAGCUCCUGUACCAGCGAUUCAACACACUUGCUGGGGGGAUGGAGAGCAGCUCUGGAGGUAAUGGCAUACCCUUUUAUCAGCCUGGUCUUGCCCCUGACUACAUGGGAGGGGUCCUGGCUGAUGCGGACAAUGGCAACACCCAAAAUGCCAAUCUGCCAGAGCCCCCAGCUCCUCUUGCAGUUCCAGAGGAGCCCCUUGGCCCGUCACCUGAUGCCAAUGACAACCAGCUGCUGGUCCUAUCCAGUGAGGAAUCAUCAGCCCUUCAGCCUACCCUGCCGCCAGAUACUUCUGAGGAUAACAGCAACAAUAAUCCUUCGGGGCCAGCUGAGUCCAUCGUGUCUAGCCCAAUUCCUGAGGCCAGCACCCCUGAGGAGUCAGGGACCCCACCUCAGUCAGCCACUCCCCCCUCGCAGCCUUCCUCACAGCCUGUGGUCAAGAGGACUAACCUGAAAAAACCUGACUCAGACCGGACAGGCCAUGGACUUCGGGUGAAGUUCAACCCCCUGGCCCUGCUGCUGGAUGCUUCCCUAGAGGGCGAGUUUGACUUGGUCCAGCGGAUCAUCUAUGAGGUCGAGAACCCCAGCCAGCCCAACGAUGAGGGCAUCACGCCCUUGCACAAUGCUGUCUGUGCCGGUCAUCACCACAUUGUCAAGUUCCUUCUGGACUUUGGGGUCAAUGUCAAUGCAGCUGACAGUGAUGGCUGGACUCCACUGCAUUGCGCUGCCUCUUGUAACAGCGUGCAUCUGUGUAAGCUUCUGGUGGAAUCAGGCGCCGCCAUCUUUGCCUCCACCAUAAGCGAUGUGGAGACGGCUGCUGACAAGUGCGAAGAGAUGGAAGAGGGCUACAUCCAGUGCUCCCAGUUCCUCUACGGUGUCCAAGAAAAACUAGGUGUGAUGAACAAAGGGGCAGUGUAUGCACUGUGGGACUACGAUGCCCAGCGUGCAGAUGAGUUGUCUUUCCGGGAAGGGGAUGCCAUAACCAUUCUGCGACGCAAGGAUGACAGCGAGACAGAGUGGUGGUGGGGCCGGCUCAAUGAACAAGAGGGCUACGUGCCCCGUAACCUUCUGGGGUUGUACCCCAGGAUCAAACCUCGACAGCGCUCCCUGGCAUAACCUCUCCCCUACCCUGGUGAGAGGGCGGUGCUGACAUGAAACUGGACCUAUGGGUGGUGACUAGACCCCAGUAAAGCCCUGUCUGUGUCCCGGCAUCAGGUCUUUGUUUGAAAGAGUGACAGAAGAUGGGGCAGACGUGGCUUCUGGGGACCACAGUCCGUGCCUGGAAAGCAACUUGGAAUAUUUUUUUUUUUUUUUUUUUCAUGGGCCUGACAGAGACAAGAAGGCAGAUUUCAUUACGGGGUUCUACAUCUGGUCCACUUCCACUCUGUUUGGGUUUCACUGCAAGGCUGCAAUGCUUUUUUUAAUGGAGAAUGAACUGUUAACACCCCUCCCUACUGCAAUAAAGUGCCAACAACCUGUUCCCCUCCCUCCCAGCUUGUAUGGACCCUCUUCCAGUUGUGUCGAGUUGGAGGAGUGAAUGCGAUGCAUGAGGUAGUGCAGGUGUGGCUCCCCUUGGGACAUCGAGUAGAGGGGCAAACUGUGGGUUCGACGGAGCACGUGCUGUCAUUUUGAGUGACGGGCGUAGGAUCGAGAGUCCAGAUGGGGGCAGGAGAGAGGAAGUGCAGGUGCAGUGAGGAUGGCUGUAGGGCUGGUGCACUAGAGAAGGGGACAUUGGCAAGGGUGCAAGUAUUAAUGUAGAGGGUGAUGCAGUGCAGGUGUGUGCAUGUGUGUUAUGAUGGCAGAGUGAUGUGGAGGGAGAGCAAGCUGAGUGGAGGAGGGGGAACGCCAUUGGGCCCUUGCAAGGCCACAGUCGAAGGAGGGAUGCAAUAAGUAACUACAGCUUUGCGUGCAAGAACGGAGCACUUUGGAAGACUGCUAAACUUGUAAAAGCUUUUUCACUAAAGCAGCAUUUUAGUGAAGGUUUCCAAUUUCUCCAUGCAUUAAAUUAUUUUACAUCUAGAAAACCAUUUAUAAAUUGCAUAAUAUCCACACAUUUUGCUUUUUUGUUUAAUGUGCUAUGUAGGUUUUGCCCACCCAUGGUGACAAUGUAAAGUGACUGACCACUGAAUACUUCUGUAAAUACUAUGCUGAGAACACCUUGCUGUCCAACAUGCCAGUUUUGUUUCAAGGGCAGCCACACUGCUUAUGCUGUGUUAUGUAAAUGUGCACAAUAAAAUGAUGCUCAGGCAUGAGCUGA